This is a messenger RNA of Gavialis gangeticus (Gharial), 1533 nucleotides long. RefSeq names its product transmembrane protein 35B (gene TMEM35B). Lineage: Eukaryota; Metazoa; Chordata; Crocodylia; Gavialidae. The coding region runs from base 1 to 420 and encodes 139 amino acids. The transcript has 3 exons. The record is from RefSeq and is a predicted model, not a curated record.
AUGGCGCUGCUCUUCGCCGCCGUGCGCGUGGUGCUGGGGCUCUUCUUCCUCUUCGUGGGGGCCGCGAAGCUGACGGAGCAGAUCUCGGCCGAGCUCUACCUGCGCAUGAAGUCCCAGUUCGUGCAGUUCGCCGACGUCUUUCCCCUGAAGGAAUUUGGCUACAAACCGGAGCCGGUCCGGUACCUGGAGGUGGUCGGCUGGAUUGAAGUGGUGGCCGGGCUGUCGCUGGCAUUCGGGCCCCAGCUCCUGCAAGAGAUCAGCAACUUUGUGCUCACCAUCAUCAUGAUCGGUUCCAUCUACACCCUCCUGGUGCUGAAGGAGUCUAUUGCCAUGUGUGCCCCGGCCACAGUCUGCCUUGGCCUCCUGCUGCUGCUCAACAUACGAGGGAGGGAGGGAAGGGCCAAGCCGAAAUUUGAGUAACUAGAAGAGCAGAGUGGGGGUUUGAUUGGUAGGAGGUGAUAUGAUUCCCCAAAGAAGGAUGGUGAGGACCUCACUUCCUGCCAGUUCACUUGCAGCUGACAUCUCUUUUGUUUCUGGCAGGCCCCGCUGGUGGACCUGGUGCUGAAUAACCUAUGGGGUUGCUUCUCCUUUGGGUGGACCUGCUGCCUUUCUGUACAAGGGGGGCUGGGAGCAGUUGCCCUGCUGGUAGCUUUGCAUUGAGGGCAGUGGCUGGAUGGUUUCUCUGUCUUGAUCCCUGCACCCCCAUCUCUCCUCUUGGGGUGCAGCAUAACUGGAGCUGGGCUGUGGCCCACACCCUGUGUGAUGCAGUGAGAGUUGGCAGAAAGCCCUGGCAGUUGUCCUGAAUGGGAAACAACGAUGUGAGCCCCUUUUCAUGAGCCCCUCAAGAGGGGGACUUGGCUCAAGGCCCAGGAAACCCUCAGUCCCUCUGCUGAGGCUGCCAGAUUGUGCUGGGGGGGUCCUCUAGGAACUGGGCUGAGAUCCAGCGCUAGGCACAGGGAGCCAUCAACCCCCGGCUGGGUUUGAACUGCUGGCCUGGGGGUUCUGGACAGGUCCCUCCCAGCUCUGACUCCGGUGGGCUUUGCACUGGCUCUGGGACGGAUGUGGUGCGACCGAUGGGCCUCUUGCUGGGACCUCCCUUCUCAGCCCUUCGUUCUCCCCGAACCAGCCACAGGGGUCCCAGUGCAGCCCCAUGCUCUGCUCCCAGCCCAGUCCCCCUUGGCUUCCCCUCCUUGUAAGCCAGCCCUCCAAAGCCCCCCCAGUGCCAGCCUGUUGCACUUUCCUUCCCUCUGAACUUCCCGCGGCCCUGCCUGUCUCCGCUAGGCCAGCGGGAGCCCAUCUGCGUCCCAGAAGCAGCCAGGCUUGGAGACCAGCAUGAAGACCCCCAAGGUCCAGGCUUGACAUGCCACCAGCUUGGCACCUUCUUGGGGGGCUCUGUAUGGGGUGUGGCGUGCCCCUGCUCUAUGCCUGACAAUCCCACGUGGCCAGCUUGUGGGGUGGCAGCGUUACGGGGUCUGCGCUGUGCAUGUCCUGCAGCCUCUGACUCUUUUAAAUAAAGCCUCUGUUUCUAACCUG